Messenger RNA from Rubroshorea leprosula, 2906 nucleotides. The record is from the annotation of a GenBank genome assembly. NCBI's taxonomy places the organism in Eukaryota, Viridiplantae, Streptophyta, Magnoliopsida, Malvales, Dipterocarpaceae.
UUUUUUUUUUCCUUUCCUAAAAUAAUAAAAUAAUUAAAAAAAAAAAGGAAAUCGAAAAAGCUUCAAGUGUAAACUUCCUCUUUUAUACAUCUGAAAAUGGAAAAAAAUAUGGCUGGAAGCUCUUAAUGAUCGGUGUUAAACCAGAUUAAGGGAGCAUAAUCUGGUUACUUAGUCUCAGAGCUUCUACCAGGUUCAACAAUGGCGGUUUCCUCUCCCAUCGACGAGCUUUGAGAGUGUUCAGCUGGAGCAAUGGCAGAAGAGAAUAACAGUAUGUGUCAUGAGCAAAAGGAAGUAAGAAAUGGAGUAGUUAGUGAGGGGCAGGACUUAGGGUCAUCUGAGGAAGAUGAAUCAAGGAUUGAUAAUGCAAUUGUGAAUGUAAAUAGAGGGGUAACGGAGGUUCAAAAUGGAUUGCAGAUACCAAAACCACAACCUCAAGGUCCAGUGAUACGUUGGGAGAGAUUUCUUCCUGUUAGAUCACUGAAGGUUCUCCUAGUGGAGAAUGAUGAAUCCACGCGUAAUCUUGUUAGUGCCUUACUGCGGAAUUGCAGUUAUGAAGUUACAGCUGUUGCAAAUGGUGUUCAAGCAUGGAAAAUCCUAGAAGAUCUGACUAAUCAUGUCGAUCUUGUGCUAACGGAGGUAGUCAUGCCUGUAUUGUCAGGACUUGGUCUUUUAAGCAAGAUCAUGAGCCACAAAUCUGUCAAGAAUAUUCCUGUUAUAAUGAUGUCAUCUCAUGAUUCCAUGGGUCUAGUCUUUAAGUGUUUGUCAAAGGGUGCUGUUGAUUUUUUGGUGAAACCUAUUCGAAAGAAUGAACUUAAGAACCUAUGGCAGCAUGUUUGGAGGAGAUGCCACAGUUCUAGUGGUAGUGGGAGUGGGAGUGAAAGUGGGACACAGAGUAAAAGAUCUACAAAGUCAAAAUGUAAUGAUGACUUUGAAAACAACACUGGCAGCAGUGAUGAGCAUGACAAUGGAAGUGAUGGUCUGAUGAUAUGUGAUGGAAGUGACAAUGGGAGUGGCACUCAGAGUUCAUGGACGAAAAGGGCAGCUGUUGAGAGCUCUCAGCCAACAUCAUCCUCAAAUCAAUUGCCCGAUGCUCCUGAUAGUAUCUGUGCCCAGGUGAUCCAUGCAAACCCUGAAACACAUGGUAAUCAGCAUGUAUGCAUCUCUGGGCCAAGGGAAGGCCAAGAAGAGGAUGAACAGAAUGAUGAUGCUCCCGUGGGAAAGGACUUUGAAAUAGGAAUUAAAAGAAAUCCAGAUUUACAGGCUGAAAAUCAAUGUGACAAUUUAUCUACUCAUCAAAGAAGCAGAAAGCAGAAUAGACUGCUGGAAGCAGAUUGUAAGCAGUUACUGGAGAGUGGACAGAUGGAUCAGGAGAAAGAAAAUAUGACUUGCAAAGAUCUAUGUCCUAAUAUAAUCACUGGAAUAGGUAAUAUGAAUCAUCAAGCUGGAACUAGUGAUCUGGGUACUCCAACUGGCCCGUCUGCUAUCUCAUAUGUCAAGGAUAAGGCAUGCUUUAGUUCUGGAGAGGUACCAUCCCUUGAACUAACUCUAAAAAGGCCGCAAGGAGAUGGAGCUAGUCGAAAUGCUACAAGUGAUGACCAAAAUGUUUUGAGACAUUCUGAAUCAUCAGCUUUUUCCAAAUACAAUACUGCUUCUGCUAAUCAGACUCCCACAGGAAAUGUAGGAAGCAAUUCUCCACAUGAUAAUAGUUCUGUUGCCAUGAAGACAGAAACAACGCAAAAUUUUCCAUCUCAUUCAAAUGGAAUUCUUCUCAAUCAUCAGUCAAAUGGCAGUAGCAAUAACAAUGAUAUCAUCUCCACUGCCAAAUAUGUUACCCCGAAGCCAGAGGCACUGAAAGAGAAGUUUGAGUCCUUGUCAGCAUUUAAACCUUUUCACUCUUCUGCCUUUCAACCUGCACAGAAUGGCCCUAUUUCUUCAGCACAAGAAGCUUUACCUGAAAAGGCGGAUCAUAUGGGGGUUAAUGCAGUUGAUGCACAAGUUAGUGGCUCAAACCAGCUGUUCACAAUCCAGCACGGUUAUUAUCACCAUUCUAUGCAACAGCAGUCACAGACAGAGAGCUCAUUAAAGAGUAUGGCAAUAACUUCUAGGCAAUGUGGCUCAUCAAAUGUCUUUGAGGGGCCCACUGAAUGUAAUGUUGUAAACUACAGUGUAAAUGGAAGCGCCUCAGGGAGUAACCAUGGUAGCAAUGGACCCAAUGGCAGCAGCAUUGCUCCCAAUGCUGAACAGACAAAUGUGGAAAGUGACAAUGGGGCAGCUGGGAACAGUGAAGCUGGUGCUAUCAGUGGGAGAACCAGUGCUAGUGGUUUGGAUGAAGAUAGGGCUGCACAUAGAGAAGCUGCAUUGACCAAAUUUCGUCAGAAAAGGAAAGAAAGAUGUUUUGAAAAGAAGGUGCGGUAUCAGAGCAGGAAAAAAUUAGCAGAACAGCGACCUCGUGUCAAGGGACAAUUUGUUCGACAGACAGUGUCUGAUUCAGAAGGAAGGAAAGAUUGCCCAGGCAGCAACGUGGACAAUUCUUGUGACAGCUCUAGAUAACACCAGCAGGUUUGCGGACCGCUAAUUAAACCCUUAUCCUGACUGGUGCAUGUGGAUAUAUGUUUAUGUGAUUGGCAUUGGAUGUGAAACUAGGAGGGCAGUUGUCAGAUAAGAGCUAAUGUUGUCUUUUGGUAGGGUUAAAUGCUACAUCAUGGGUCAAAAGAGAGAUUUGUGGUUCGCAGGCAGAUACUAUUGGGGUCUCACCAUUCUUGACGCUGUUCUGUCAUGGUUUAGUUUCUGUUUUGCACAUUUGCUUCUUUGUUGUACCAAAGAAUUGAAGAAUUGCAUUGAAAAACUUGAGCAGAUACGUUGGAGUGUAUGUUGUUGUAAAAGUUCGAUUAAUUUCUGAAAGUUGG